Melampsora larici-populina 98AG31 is the source of this 750-nucleotide messenger RNA. RefSeq lists its product as uncharacterized. NCBI's taxonomy places the organism in Eukaryota, Fungi, Basidiomycota, Pucciniomycetes, Pucciniales, Melampsoraceae. The transcript has 4 exons. The record is from RefSeq and is a predicted model, not a curated record. Bases 1 to 750 code for a protein of 249 amino acids.
AUGUGGAAUUAUUAUCAUCAGAUCGCUGUCGCCGCUUCUACCUUACUUCUUUCGUCCGUAUGUGGAUUACUACCUACGGGACCCAAUCGCCCGGGAGACUCUACCAAGCGCGUCUCAAUCACUGAUCUCCGUCGUGGAAAGGGAACUCACUGGGGAGGAAACUGGAAAGGAGGAAACUGUGGAUUUUCCUCCUGGAAUCAACCCGCGCGCUAUCCACAGAUCGCCAUGGGGGGCGACAACUGGAACUCUGGAUUAUUUUGUGGAGCCUGCAUUCAAGUCCAGUCUGGUUCUAAAGCGUCAGUUGUCGGGAUAGUGGGUGAUCAGUGUCCCAGUUGUGAGAAAGAAAGCCUAGACCUCGACCCGGAGAUGUGGAAACGAGUCAGCGGUGGCGCCACUCCAGGAAUCAUUCCGAUACAAUGGAAAGUUGUCCCUUGUCAAUAUAACAACCUUCCGAUGCUUCUAGUCAAGAAGGAAGGCAUGAGCCAACACUGGUUUGCUAUUCAAGUUGCCCAAAGUAGCCAGCCAGCAUUGAGUCUACAAUACCGACCUACGAGUACAAAGGCCUGGCAAAACACCAGAAGAGACACCAAUUCCAAUUACUUCAUGACUGCCGGAGGGGUACCUGCCGGGAAGUCUGCAGAUAUCAAAGUAACCUGUGCCGACGGAAAAACCGAAAUCACCACUCCUAACGUCGACUUAAGCGGGCCUGGUGUCGUUCGCGCCAACGGGAACUGCCCUCCAUCACUUUGA